AAAUGACAUUAUUAAUUAAGGAUAUUUAAACACUACUCGUUUGCGACCGUCCAUAAAUUUAUGCUUCGAAUUCUUCGAAAGUGCCAUAUAUUCUACGUGGAGAGAAAGACUUUGAUGUAAAAGUAAAUUUGAUCUCAGUCCGAUCAUUCGUGUACUCGGUUUUGUAAAUGAACAAAAUGUAAAUAAUGCGUGAUCAAUGAAAGGCGGAAUAUAUUUCAGGCGAGCUAAUUUCCUGAGAUUUCUAUGCCAGACAAACUUGCCAAAGAGAGCAAACGUUUUAUUCGCGUCCCGCACACAUGAAACGGGGACGAAAAAAAGAGUACAAUUAAAGCUUUUCGCGAGUAACAAAGUUCGCGCAUUAACGUGCUAUCGAGAAAAAAGCUUUGCUGCCUAGCUCGGAUUUUAUAAAAUUCAAAGCAUCAAAAAUCUUUUGCACUUGUACGUGUAUCUGUAUGUAACGUUUCUGAUUGCGUACCAGAAUUGUCCUUUUUAAGUGUUUCAUUUUACGAUUAUUGAUUGUUCAUUAAUAAUUGAUUAAUGCAAAUUAAGGCAAUAGUUUACAAGUGACCUCGACUAUUUAAUUAUUUUAAUUACUAAUUUUAUUAAUUACUCGUCUUUAAUACAUACUGUGCCAAAAUUUCAUUAAAAGUUUCUUCUCACGGAGAGCCGAUGUUACGAAACGAAUAACACGCUUUUCGAAAAAUGGAUACAAAAUGCGCAUACAAUUUCACAAAAUCGUGAUGUAACAGGAUGCAACGUUCUCUCGAAAUAGUGACGCGAACCCUCGUGGACCGCGGAUGGAUGCUGCUGAAUCGGCGGAUGACAAGAGCUUUGCCGUUCUCGUGCCGCUCACUAUGUGCAAGUAUCGUUAUCGUAACGCAUUCGAAAUCAGAGCUGCGUCAGGUUUCGCAUCAGCAUCUGGAUCUUUGAUGGGAUCGACAUUGGCGAUCGGUGGUAGGAUGCCCAGAGCCACUAUAAAUGACGUCGUCUCGAGAAACAUCACCAUGGUUCUCGAGAAUUUGUUGAUGAAUUACGAGAAUAGCCAACUGCCUACGCACGGUAAAGGCGUGCCCACAGUGGUGAAAACUAAUAUCCUGAUUAGGAGUAUGGGCCCAGUAUCCGAACUUGAUAUGGAUUACUCGAUGGACUGCUACUUCCGGCAAUCGUGGCGAGACUCGCGCCUGAGUUUCCUAGGCCCGAUUAAAUCGCUCAGCCUCAGCAUCAAAAUGCUUGAGAGGAUUUGGCGUCCUGAUACCUAUUUCUACAAUGGCAAGCACAGUUAUGUGCACACGAUCACCGUGCCGAACAAGUUGCUAAGAAUCACCCAGGAUGGCGAUAUACUGUACUCCAUGAGGCUCACUAUUAAAGCCAAAUGUCCUAUGGAGUUGAGAAACUUCCCCAUGGAUCGACAAUCUUGCCCGUUAAUAAUGGGAAGCUAUGCGUAUACAUCUGGACAGCUGGUUUACGAAUGGCAAGAAGGUUCAUCGGUAAACUUUGAGCCUGGCAUGGCACUUUCGCAGUUUGAUUUGAUGGGCUCGCCGUAUAGGAACCUUACGUUCGUACGUCGAGAGGGCGAGUUCUCGGUGCUGCAGGUGUCUUUCAAUUUGCAACGGAAUACUGGUUACUUUCUCAUACAAGUUUAUGUGCCGUGCGUUUUGAUAGUCGUCCUAAGUUGGGUGUCCUUUUGGAUUCAUCGUGAGGCAACGAGUGACCGGGUGGGUUUAGGAAUUACUACCGUCUUGACGCUAUCGACGAUAAGCCUCGAUUCCAGAACGGAUUUGCCGAAAGUUGGGUACGCCACUGCUCUGGAUUGGUUCCUCCUGAUGAGUUUCGGUUACUGCAUCGCCACCCUCUUGGAAUUUGCCGGUGUACAUUACUUCACGAAGAUCGGCAGCGGUGAAGUUGCGUUGGACGACGAAGAGUGGGAAGAGUGGGAGGGCAUCGCAAACGAGCAGUUAGAGGAUAUGUUCCGCAAAAUGAUUUCUUGCAAUCGUCAGACUGCUCAACCAGAAAUUAUCGACGCGAGUACCAGAAGACGUGAUUCUCUCAUGUCUGCGCUCCGCAAUGUUGAUGCGGAUACGUAUGAACGAGACUCCUGCCGUUCCCUAAGAGUCGCCGUUUCUUCAAACCCACCCACGAUGGAGAAACAUACGCAAACCGAACUUGUUUUAUCGAUAUGGCGGCAAUUUCUCUAUUGUUUAGCGGGGGAUGACGCUUUCAGGCGUCGUCGACAACGAGAAGCCGCCAGUAGCUAUCGAAAUAAAUGUGGCAAUCGCAUAUCGCGGCACAUAAACAGCGUGUCUUACAUCGACAGAGUGGCGCGAAUAGUCUUCCCCGCAUCAUUUGGCUUACUCAACGUCUGCUACUGGGUAGUCUACGUUACCUAUCAAGAAGAAUUCAAAUGGCAGGACCCGCCGAUUGGAUCGAUAAUGCCAAUCUCUCGUUAGUGAUACGUAAUAAAGCAAAUCGUUAUAUAUUAAAAAUCAAA
This is a messenger RNA of Ooceraea biroi (clonal raider ant), 2488 nucleotides long. Its product is annotated as gamma-aminobutyric acid receptor alpha-like. Gene Ontology annotation, molecular function: extracellular ligand-gated monoatomic ion channel activity; GABA-A receptor activity. Gene Ontology annotation, biological process: monoatomic ion transmembrane transport. Gene Ontology annotation, cellular component: membrane. The record is from RefSeq and is a predicted model, not a curated record. Lineage: Eukaryota; Metazoa; Arthropoda; Insecta; Hymenoptera; Formicidae.